UUUGCUUGGUUAGUUAAACCGCUCAGUUCUAAACAGAAAGAGGUGUCGUAUUUGGGUGGUUAAUGUGAUAAAUAGUUCCUGGUAUUAGUGAGAGUCUGGUUUCGCUUGACGACACUUAGAAUGUAUAGUACAAAUCAAUGUGUUGCGUGUGGAAGCAAGCCAGGACAACACAACGUGAGCUUGUUUCGAUUCCCGCGAAAUGCAGGAAGGUGCAGGCUAUGGCUUGAAAGAACUGGACUAUUUCAACUUCAGGGCAUACCUGCAACGGCCAUUUAUGAAAAAUACCGCCUAUGUUCGGUGCAUUUUGAUUCGGCUCAGUUCAGACCACCUCAGUUUGUUGGCGAUCAGAGAAAGAAAUUGAUUCGUAAUGCACUUCCAACGCUUUUCAAUGGUUCCAACAAUAGGAGUCGUCACAGGCCGAGAUUCAGAGUGAAAGCAGAAACUACUGGCCAUGAGAGGUUUUCAGAUGAUUGCAAUUCCGGAAUUGCUGACUGGUCAGAAACAACAGAGGAGUUGCAAAUUUUAGCACCUCAUCUCUGUCGACUGUGUGCCAAUGUAUCCGAAGAUCUGGUAGAAGUUUUUGGAGAUGAAGGGAAGAAAUUGGAUCUUUGCAAUAAAAUACACACACAUCUACCAAUAAUGGUGACAGAACAAGAUGCCCUGCCAACUAGAUGUUGUUGUUCUUGCAUAUCAAAGCUGGAAAUGUGCCACAAAUUUGUUAUAUCAUGUUUAGAUGCUAAUUCUAAGCUGUGCACAAUUCUUCGUUUACCGCGGACAUCGGAUGAUGAGAACACUGGCACUUCACUGAUGUUGGGAGAACACAUUGGACCAUUUGAGACUGCCGUUAUCGAGAAAGAGAGUAGUUUGUCCGACAGAUUUAAUGAAGAGGUGGAUGUACAUCCCAAUAUAAGCGAGUCCAGUCUGUUAAAAAAUGGAACUGACGUGAGCAAAAAUCAGACGAAUUUUGUUUCAAGCAGAAUGCUGAAUGAUAAUAAAAAUGACAAUAUCAGAGGACGUAAUGUAAUGAAAGAAACUUUUCCAUAUGAAGAACGUACAUUUCUUGUAGAAGGAAAACAGGAAAUGAAUAAACAGUUGGUGAUUGCCAAUGUGUGUUCCUACAUUAACUCUGGCAAAAAUAAAAUAAAUAAGAAGAGAAAUCUUCAAAGAAAGAAAUACAAGAAAUCAAAAUUUGAAGUUGCGUUGAUGAAGUUAAAAAAGGUAUAUAGCUCAUCACUUGCAGUUUCUCCAUCUAAAGGACAGAGGCUGGAUGCAAAAGAUGUAUUUUUUUGGAAUCGUAGUUUGCAGAAACGAGAAUGGACAAGUAACAGCAUCAGGUGUGAUGGGUGCAACCUGCUGUUUAUGAACUUGAACAGGCUACGUUCACACAGAGCAGUAGUUCAUAGUCGUUUGCAUUUCAAGUGUCAGAUGUGUAGCAAACUCUUUGGGCAACAAAAUAGUUUGAAGCAGCACAUCGCAAUUCACAGAAAAAGAUAUACUUGCAAAAUAUGUUUUGAGUCAUUGCCAACAUACCAGCUAAUGCUUUCACAUCGGAGAUCUCAUAUCAAGAUGGGACCUAACUCAAGUGAGAUACCUGAUGAUAAAGAUCUGAAUACUGUGCCUUGUAUACCUGAAAACAGAGACACCAAUGUUUGUAUUACACCUGAAACCACAAAAACAGAAGAAUCACCUGCACAAGUGAAAAUUGAGUCAGAGACUUCCAUUGAAACUGUAUUAGGCAGUGAAGUUUUAAACACAAGCAAAGAUGAACAAUCACUGCCCGAAACUGGAGGUGAAACUACAAUCUAUGAAUUCUCAGAUGAAAGGCUCAGUGUUGCAACAGACUCUAAAGUUAAGUUUGUGGAGUCUUCUGGCUUAACUAAUAAUAGAGAUGAAGCUGAACAGAAAUUUCAUCCUUUAACAGAGGUUGAAGCUCCAUUAUUAAAUAUUAUCACUCCUUUAUCUGGUGCCAUUGACAGAAGAGGACAAAUGUUUCAGGAACCUGAAAUUGUGGAAGCUGUUAAUUCCAUUAAAGAAGACAGCUUACAGUAUGAGCAUCAAAUAUGUCAAGUUGAAUAUGACUCAACUUUUGUUGACCAUUCUACUGUGCAUGAGAUUGUUACAUUUGUUGACAGUGAGGCAUCAAAUAACAGUACUGAACUCUAUCACUGUUCGUCGUGUAAUAAAAUAUUUACUACCGAAUUGGCUUACAGAAAUCAUGCAUCAAAACAUUCUAUGGAGAAAAAAUUUGUUUGUGGUACUUGUAAGAGACCAUUUGCACAUCAGUGGGCUCUUGACAGUCAUUUAAGAAUACACUCUGAUGAGAAACCAUUUGCUUGCAAUUACUGUGGUGAAAAAUUUUUGUUCAAGCGAUCAUUAGUUGUACAUGAGCGUGUACAUACUGAAAACAAAUCUUUUAAAUGCAAUGUAUGUGAUAAAUGUUUUAACUCUGUAACAAGACUGAAGCAGCAUAUCAUUACACAUUCAGAUGACUGGCCAUUUCGAUGUACAUUUUGUUCCAAAGAAUUUAGACGCAGAGAAGCUUUGAAAAAUCAUGUAGCAAAACACACAGAUGAAUGUAAAUUAUGUAAUCACAAACCUGAUGUAAAAGGAAGAAAAGAGGGUAAUGACCUACUAGAAGAAGUUGCUGAUAGUAAAAUGGAGGAACCAGGUUCUUCCUCAGAUAAUACAAUUAUCUUUGGUGAAUUCGGUUCAUCAGAUAUUGUUAUUGAAAGCCAUGCAGAUUCCACACCUUUGAUAAAUGACAGUAAUGUUGCUUGUGAAUAUGUCAUUUGAUAAGAAUUUGAAGGAAACUUUGUCUCUCAAGAUCAAUACAGGAUUGUACCGUAAAAUUGUACGACAGAGUUAGACAUCCAUUGUAUUAAUUUGCCUGCUUCAGUUCAGAAGCCAAACCCAUUUUGCCUGUAAUAGAACUGUAAAUUUUAUUGUAAUUAUCUUUUCUAUGUGUUACUUGUGUAUAAUAUAUUUUGUAAUGAAAUCUUGAGGUUCAUAGUAUGACUUAUUUCUACCAUCACAACUCAGUAAAGUAAUGUAAAUUUUGACACACAUAAGAACUGU
Messenger RNA from Schistocerca nitens (vagrant locust), 3075 nucleotides. Its product is annotated as zinc finger protein 91-like. The coding region runs from base 121 to 2793 and encodes 890 amino acids. Gene Ontology annotation, molecular function: zinc ion binding. The transcript has 7 exons. Lineage: Eukaryota; Metazoa; Arthropoda; Insecta; Orthoptera; Acrididae. Gene Ontology annotation, cellular component: nucleus. The record is from RefSeq and is a predicted model, not a curated record.